Messenger RNA from Angiostrongylus costaricensis, 408 nucleotides. NCBI's taxonomy places the organism in Eukaryota, Metazoa, Nematoda, Chromadorea, Rhabditida, Metastrongylidae. The record is from the annotation of a GenBank genome assembly.
AUGCCGAACGUGCACAAGGCCUCAAGGCAAGCGCUCUUCGAGCGAUUCUAUCGAAUAACGUCUAAUGUGCGCAAGACCUCCAGGCAAGUGUUUUCCGAACGGUUGUCUCGUACAAUGCCGAACGUGCACAAGGCCUCAAGGCAAGGGCUGUUCGAGCGAUUCUAUCGAAUGACGUCUAACGUGCGCAAGACCUCCAGGCAAGUGUUUUCCGAACGGUUGUCUCGUACAAUGCCGAACGUGCACAAGGCUUCAAGGCAAGCGCUCUUCGAGCGAUUCUAUCGAAUGACGUCUAACGUGCGCAAGACCUCCAGGCAAGUGUUUUCCGAACGAUUGUCUCGUACAAUGCCGAACGUGCACAAGGCCUCAAGGCAAGCGCUCUUCGAGCGAUUCUAUCGAAUAACGUCUAAU